Messenger RNA from Humulus lupulus (European hop), 1116 nucleotides. RefSeq lists its product as uncharacterized. The transcript has 5 exons. The record is from RefSeq and is a predicted model, not a curated record. Lineage: Eukaryota; Viridiplantae; Streptophyta; Magnoliopsida; Rosales; Cannabaceae. Gene Ontology annotation, molecular function: aspartic-type endopeptidase activity. Gene Ontology annotation, biological process: proteolysis. Bases 1 to 1116 code for a protein of 371 amino acids.
AUGGGUUAUGGAUUUGAGCCAGUCUAUGAGUGUUUCAGGAAGCAAGCCCCACCUAGUUUUGAAGGGAAAGUUUACCCUAUGGUAGUAGAAGAUUGGUUGAAGUCAGUAGAAGCUAUCUUUGACCACAUGGAGCUGAACGAUCAUCAAAGGGUUUCAUAUGUAACUCACCUACUCAAGAUGGACGCAAGAAUAUGGUGGGAUGUUGUGAAGCAAACUCGUGACUUGAACACUAUGACCUGGGAAGAUUUAGUUCAAGCAUUUGGAAAGAAGUACUAUAGUUCAACUGUAUUGGCAACCACGGUGGACAAGUUCAUGACAUUGGUUCAAGGGAAACUUUCUGUUACUGACUACGCACAGAAUUUUGACAGAGAUGUAAAGAUGACUAGUGCUGAAGUGGUUAGUGAUGCUGAAGUUUUGGGUAAGGCACUUGAAGCGGAGUACUUGGAGGACCGUAUAUGGAAGGAUAAUGUUGCAAGAAGGGAGGCCAACAGAAAAAAGGGCUUCCAUGAGGGCAAUAAGAGGAAGGCCCAUGAAAGAGUUCUUAUUGAUUCUGGAGCAACUCACUCAUAUGUUGCUAUGAAUGUAAUUGAUAAACUGGGAUUGCCUUGUAAACUGUUUGAGCGUAGUUUUGGUACCAUGUUACCAUCAGGUUACAUUAUGUCGUCAACUAGAUGGUUACAGUCAGCUUCUAUAAUAGUUGAGGGCAGAGAGUGCCCAACAGACCUCAUAGAGUUAGACAUACUAGACUAUGAUGCUAUACUUGGGGCAGCAGUGUUCUCAAAGAUUGAUCUACGAUCUGAGUACCAUCAGCUGAAAGUAAAGGAAAGAGAUAUUCCUAAAACGGCUUUCAGAACUCGCUAUAGGCAUUAUGAGUUUCUAGUGAUGUCUUUUGGACUUACUAAUGCCUCGACGGCAUUCAUGGACAUGAUGAACAAAAAUGGGAAAGUGAUGGCCUAUGCUUCAAGGCAGCUCAAGGAAUAUGUGCAACAGUAUCCUACCCAUGAUCUUGAGUUAGCCGUAGUGGUGUUCACACUGAAAAUAUGGAAACAUCACUUUUAUGGGGAUAAGUUUGAAAUUUACAUCGAUCACAAAAUUCAGAAGUACUUCUUCACUUAG